AUAACCUAUAUAUAGACAUCCUUAUACAUAUGGAUGCACAGCUGCCUACAUACCCAGGAAGAUGGACACUGCCUCCUAGAAUCCGGACUGCUUCAUCUCAAAAGACUUUCAUCAUUACGGAAGCUCUUUCCUGAGUGUGUUUCAGGCAUUUCAACCUGCAAAAGGCAAGAAGUAUUCACCACGUCGUUUCAAAGGUCUUUCACUUGCCACCAGCACCAGCAAAAACAAAAUGAUCGAACCCAUCGGUAAUCAGUAUGUUGUGGCCAGGCCAGUGUAUUCUGCAAAUGCUUUUGGGGAAGACCACAAGAAGAUAGAAAGACGUCAUAAGACACUUCUGGAACAUCUCAAAAAGUGGUGUGGAUGCUCCACAAAAAAGGCCAAGAGAAUCGUCCUGUCUUUCUUCCCCGUAGCAUCUUGGCUGCCAGGGUACCGGCUGAAGGAAUGGCUUCUCAGCGACAUCGUCUCUGGUAUCAGCACAGGGUUGGUGGCUGUACUGCAAGGUUUAGCAUUUGCUCUGCUGGUCACCAUCCCCCCAAGAUAUGGAUUGUUCGCUGCGUUUUUCCCAGUUAUAUCCUACUUUUUCUUGGGCACUUCUAGACACAUAUCUGUGGGUCCAUUCCCUGUGCUGAGUACGAUGGUGGGAGCAGUAGUUACAAGAGUAAUAGCCUCUACAAAUUCAACAAGUGUCCUAGACAGUGACGAACCCUCGCUGGAGGAGAAGAAGUUGGUGGUGGCAGCGUCAGUCACAGUCCUUUCUGGAAUUAUCCAGCUGGCCCUGGGGGCUCUGCAGAUCGGGUUCGUGGUGAUAUACCUAUCUGAGUCCCUGAUCAGCGGCUUCACCACUGCGGCCGCUAUUCAUGUUUUAGUUUCCCAGCUCAAAUUCAUGCUGCAGCUGUCAGUCCCGGCACACACGGACCCAUUUUCAAUUUUCAAAGUACUAAUAUCUGUAUUCAGCCAAAUAGAAAAGACUAACAUCGCAGACCUGGUGACAUCUCUUGUUAUCCUAGUUAUUGUAUUUGUGGUUAAAGAAAUAAAUCAACGCUUCAAAGCAAAACUUCCAGUGCCCAUCCCCAUUGAACUCAUUGUGACUGUGAUCGCAACAGGUGUAUCCUACGGCUUUAACUUCGAACAGAGGUUUAAUGUCUCUGUGGUUGGAACUAUGAAACAAGGAUUUGAGCCACCUAUCACACCCGAUGUGACCGUCUUCCAACAGACCAUCGGAGACUGCUUUGGCAUCGCCAUAGUGGGCUUUGCAGUAGCCUUUUCUGUUGCCAGCGUCUAUUCCCUCAAAUACGAUUAUCCUCUUAAUGGCAAUCAGGAGUUAAUUGCCUUUGGAGUGAGUAACAUAUUCACUGGAGCAUUCAAAGGAUUUGCAGGGAGCACCGCCCUCUCCAGAUCCGGGGUUCAGGAGAGCACAGGCGGCAAGACCCAGAUCGCUGGGCUUCUCUCUGCUAUCAUCGUGCUGAUUGUCAUUGUGGCCAUCGGAUUUCUGCUGGCGCCACUACAAAAGUCUGUGCUGGCAGCUUUAGCACUUGGGAACUUAAAGGGAAUGCUGAUGCAGUUUGCUGAAAUAGGCAGAUUAUGGAAAAAGGAUAAAUAUGAUUGUUUAAUCUGGGUCAUGACCUUCAUCUUUGCCAUUGUCCUGGGACUUGGGUUAGGCCUGGCAGCAAGUGUGGCAUUUCAGCUCUUAACCAUCGUAUUCCGGACCCAAUUUCCCAAAUGCAGCACACUGGCCAAUGUUGGAAGAAGCAAUAUCUACAAGAAUGUAAAAGAUUACUCUGAGAUGUAUGAGCCAGAAGGAGUGAAAAUUUUCAGAUGUCCAUCUCCGAUCUACUUUGCAAACAUUGGUUUCUUUAAACAGAAACUUACUGAUGUUAUUGGCUUUAGUCCACUUCGAGUUUUACGCAAGCGGAACAAAGCUUUGAAGAAACUCCGAAAACUGCACAGUAAAGGCCUGCUACAAGUGACACCGAAAGGGUAUAUAUGCACCACUGACAGCUUCAAAGAUUCUGAUGAAGAGUUGGACAACAACCAGAUAGAAGAACUGGAUCAGCCGAUCAACACAACAGAUCUGCCCUUCCAGAUAGACUGGAACGCUGACCUUCCUUUCAACAUUGUGGUUCCCAAAAUCAGCCUCCACAGCCUCAUUCUUGAUUUUUCAGCAGUGUCUUUUCUUGAUGUUUCUUCAAUGAGAGGUCUCAAAACGCUCUUACAAGAAUUUGCAAGGAUAAAUGUAGAUGUGUAUAUUGUUGGAACUGAUGAUGACUUCAUAGAGAAGCUUACUCGGUGUCAGUUUUUUGAUGAUGAAGUCAAAGACUCAAUGUUUUUCUUAACAAUCCAUGAUGCUGUUUUGCAUGUUUUGAUGAAGAAAGAUUACAGUACUUCGAAGUUCAAUUCCAACCAGCAAAAAGAAACAAAAUUUGACUUUACCAUAAAUACAAAUGGAGGGUUACGUAAUCGAGAAUGUCAGGUACCAUAUGAAACAAAAUUCUAAUCAAAAUAUAAUUCAGAGGGAUCCUCAUCUGUCACAUGAAGAACAACUUUAUACCCGGAAAGUUAUUGAUAAAUUCAUACAUUGUAUGAAGAAUAUUUUUAUUUGACAGAAUUAUGUUUCAAACUUUGGAACGAGAUUGUUCUAACAUGGUAUAUUUUUCACAUAUCUAGUAUGAAAUUAUGUAAAUAUUUUUAAUUUUAAGAAGAAAAUUAUGUGUAUAUGUAUUUUUGUAGCACUUACAGAUUCCUUUCCAAGUCACUACGUACAUGCUUUGUAGUAUAUUUACUCCACAGCUUUGAAUCUCAUAAUUUAUACGGGUCAUGCUGAAAUAUCUCCAUUUUUAAAAAUUCAGUUGUACAGCAGAUGUGUCUUCUCUUAUUAAAUUGGUUGUUAACUUUAUGAAGAA
Molecule: messenger RNA, 2900 nt
Organism: Cavia porcellus (domestic guinea pig)
Lineage: Eukaryota; Metazoa; Chordata; Mammalia; Rodentia; Caviidae
Gene: Slc26a3
Product: solute carrier family 26 member 3
Exons: 21
Coding region: 230-2494 (754 amino acids)
Biological process (GO): transmembrane transport
Cellular component (GO): plasma membrane
Molecular function (GO): oxalate transmembrane transporter activity; sulfate transmembrane transporter activity; chloride transmembrane transporter activity
Source: RefSeq, a predicted model, not a curated record